Molecule: messenger RNA, 1385 nt
Organism: Hemiscyllium ocellatum (epaulette shark)
Lineage: Eukaryota; Metazoa; Chordata; Chondrichthyes; Orectolobiformes; Hemiscylliidae
Product: protein-lysine 6-oxidase-like
Exons: 7
Coding region: 29-1174 (381 amino acids)
Biological process (GO): peptidyl-lysine oxidation
Molecular function (GO): copper ion binding; protein-lysine 6-oxidase activity
Source: RefSeq, a predicted model, not a curated record
GACAGUAGAGUUUUCCAUCAGUGAAACAAUGAGAGAAUUCCUGACAAUUACUUUCUGUUUCCUUUCAGUUUGUGGGACGUGUGGUCAGGAGGAGCCCAGCGGCAUGUGGAGACAGAAGAUCCGCUGGACCAAUAACGGGCAGGUGUACAGUUUGUUAAACAGCGGCGCAGCUUACCGGCCCCCGAGCCAGGGGAGAGGAGCGGAGUCCCCACCCCAGAACAUCUAUCUGAGCACCGCCAGGGAGAGCAGUCCGAGCCGGGAGCAGCCUCGGUUAUCCCGGGGUCCCGGCAGGACACUCAGCACCCGCCAACUAGGUCCCGGAGCCCGGCUUCAUACCGAGGGGCGACUGCCCAGGGACAGGGAGCCUCUGACCCCCAGCCUGGAGCAGCGGGGGGCCGCCGGCCAUUCAGCUGAAUUGCAAGGGGACGAUCCGCGGAGUCACUUCAAGAACCGCAAUAGUGUGUUUUACAACGUCUACAGCUCACCCCCCAGGCCAUCCCGACCCGUCAUCCGCCGAAGACUUGGGCUCGGGACCAGCUAUUUUCAAAACGGGCUUCCUGACUUAGUUCCUGAUCCAUAUUACAUUCAAGCGUCCAUGUAUAUCCAAAGGAUGCACAUGUAUGCAUUGAGAUGUGCGGCUGAGGAGAACUGCCUUUCAAGGUCUGCCUAUAGUCCCAGAACAAGUGACCUCAGUAUUAGGGUGCUUCUACGGUUUCCUCAAAGAGUCAAAAAUCAAGGGACUGCUGACUUCCUCCCAAAUAGGCCGCGCCACACCUGGGAAUGGCACAGUUGUCAUCAGCACUACCACAGUAUGGAUCAGUUUAGCCAUUACGAUCUGUUACAGGCCACCACGCAGAGGAAAGUAGCUGAAGGACACAAAGCUAGCUUUUGUCUAGAAGACACUGUGUGUGACCCUGGCAUCCGAAGAAGAUAUGCAUGCACUGCACAUACUCAGGGAUUAGGUCCUGGUUGUUAUGAUACAUACAAUGCAGAUAUUGACUGCCAGUGGAUUGAUAUAACAGACGUCGCUCCCGGAAACUACAUACUGAAGGUUUCAGUGAAUCCAGGAUUCCUGGUUCCAGAAUCAGUAAUGACAAACAAUGUGGUCAGGUGUGAUAUUCUGUAUACUGGGAGCUACGUGUCAGCUAGAAACUGCAGAAUUACAAGAUACUAAGGAUGACUCUUAGAUGUCAAAUGGUGAAUUGCUGGACUCCAAAGUUGGUUAGAAGUGUGUAUAUUCUUAGAAUUUUUGCUUGUUCAGUUUUGUGAUUGCAUUUAACAGAUUUGUGAAGAAAGUCUGUGACUUUAGUUUUGCUUCAGGCCUACAAUAUUGUGUUACCAAUUUAGAAUAAUUGUUGCAAUACAACAGGGAACUUUGUGAUAAU